Encephalitozoon cuniculi GB-M1 is the source of this 294-nucleotide messenger RNA. RefSeq lists its product as uncharacterized. The record is from RefSeq and is marked provisional. The transcript has a single exon. NCBI's taxonomy places the organism in Eukaryota, Fungi, Microsporidia, Unikaryonidae. The coding region runs from base 1 to 294 and encodes 97 amino acids.
AUGAGAAUGAAAUUUGUGGCAGAAAAGUCGACGAGUCUUCAUGAUACAGAGGAUGAGAAGCAGGCCAAUGUCAUCACCAUAAAGGAGAGAGAAAAGAUUUUGAUCCUGUCCACGGAGGAGGAGAUUGCUUUGAACAAGCAGGAUAUUGGGAAUGAUGUAUACUACGAUGCAAAGGAGGCGUUUUUGCUGGGAGGCAAGGCGAGGCUAGACGAGAAGCUUAUGUCUCUCGACUUGGACGACGAGCAACGGCUGGUUCUGUCUGGUCUGAUAGCAAGUAAAGAAGUAAAAGAGUGA